CUAUAGAGACCAUAGCUUCACGACAGCUCUUUCGAUUUACUUCAGCUAUACGUAUGGCUACUGCGGCGUCCACGAUGACCGAGGCGGAAGCGGCGGUGGUGUCUGAUGCCAUGCCGCUACCGUUACCUCCGGCAAAGGAUAUUCCUUCGACGUUUUUGUCCAGUGUGAAGAGCUGGUGGUCUGCGGGGGAGAGGGAGAGUGCCGCAAGUGAAGAGAGACUACUGAGGAAGCUGCCCUACUUCCGUUCGACGGAAUCUGCGACGCCAACAUCUGCUAAUCAUCCUGUUGUUGCCACAAGUACUCGGGUGGAACUCAGCAAUCCGAAACACCACAUCAACACGUUCUCUAUAACUCCGAACGCCGCCUCACCCUCAGCUCCCCCGCCGGCUGUUGUCCUGCAUGGGUACGGUGCCGGCCUCGGCUUCUUCUUCCAGAACUUUCCUGUCUUAGGCGACUGGGCAGGCAGGCGGCGCACCUCGGUCUUCGCGGUAGACUGGCUCGGGAUGGGGAGAUCUGCUCGAGUGCCCUUUGCUGUCAAGGCAAAGCGCGACGAUAUCGAUGGGCGCGUGGCCGAGGCAGAGUCGUUCUUCAUCGAUUCCCUGGAGGAGUGGCGGCAGAAGAUGGGACUUGAGCGCAUGACCCUCAUCGGGCACUCGUUAGGCGGAUACUUGAGCAUUGCGUACGCUCUGAAGCAUCCGACUCGUGUGAGCAAGCUCAUCUUGCUCUCGCCUGCCGGCAUACCGCGAGAUCCGAACACGACUGUGUACUCGAGGGAAGUCGCCGACUUGCAAGUCUCUGGGGACGACGACCACGCGGAACCAGCGAGCGCGGAGGACGUGAAAUCCAUGCGGUCUGGUCAGCGAGCUGAACAGCGCAAGGAGAGCCGCUCCAGGAAGUUGUUCACCUACCUCUGGGAGGAAGGCUGGAGUCCAUUCCAAGUUGUUCGUGCCACAGGACUUUGGGGUCCAUUGCUUGUCGGGAAGUAUUCCAGCCGACGUUUCAUUGGCUUGGGUAUGGAGGAUACCCGAGCGAUGCAUGAGUAUAUACUCAACAUUACCCUGAUGAAAGGCUCUGGUGAAUACUGCAUCUCCCACCUACUGGCUCCGGGAGCACAUGCGCGACGACCUAUGGUCGAUCGAGUUCACGAUCUCAAGAUCCCUGUCACCUUCAUCUACGGCGAUAACGACUGGAUGGAUCCCGAGGGCGGUGCUAAAUCUGUUGAGAACCUCCGCAAGUCAGGCAAUGGUCAAGGCAGGAUGUACAUCGUCCCACACGCCGGACACCACCUCUAUCUCGAUAACCCCAAGGCUACUAACGAUCUGUUAAUCAAAGAGCUAGACCGCGACUUGCGCGCAUAGAGUGGCAUAUGCCUCUUCAUGUAGAUACCCUCACGGGGACUUUAGGACGUGACCCUUGCAUUAACCAGUCUGUGCAUCGUAUGUUCACGGACACGCGCUCAUUUGUCCUCGUCUAUUGUAUAAUUUCUACUGAGUCUGAGUGUAAUCUAGAUCUCCAGCCGACACAGGCUUUAAUCUAACAUGGUCAGA
Molecule: messenger RNA, 1547 nt
Organism: Phanerochaete carnosa HHB-10118-sp
Lineage: Eukaryota; Fungi; Basidiomycota; Agaricomycetes; Polyporales; Phanerochaetaceae
Exons: 6
Coding region: 75-1358 (427 amino acids)
Biological process (GO): cardiolipin acyl-chain remodeling
Cellular component (GO): mitochondrial inner membrane
Molecular function (GO): A2-type glycerophospholipase activity
Source: RefSeq, a predicted model, not a curated record